Ctenopharyngodon idella (grass carp) is the source of this 3910-nucleotide messenger RNA. Its product is annotated as cyclin-dependent kinase 16. Gene Ontology annotation, cellular component: nucleus; synaptic vesicle; cytoplasm. The record is from RefSeq and is a predicted model, not a curated record. The transcript is spliced from 16 exons. The coding region runs from base 454 to 1917 and encodes 487 amino acids. Gene Ontology annotation, biological process: protein phosphorylation; neuron projection development; exocytosis. Gene Ontology annotation, molecular function: ATP binding; protein kinase activity. Lineage: Eukaryota; Metazoa; Chordata; Actinopteri; Cypriniformes; Xenocyprididae.
UGUCAUUGUGCUGCUACAGUGGUGAAGAUCAGCACGCCUCUAAAAAUGUCUUUUAAACGUUAAAUAUAUUAUAAAUGAUCUUGUAGCCAAAUAUUAAUGGUGCAUAUGUGUAUGGAGCAUGAUUGUGAGUGAAGAGGAGUGAUUCCGAUAUGGGAUGUUCACUGUAACGCGCAUCAGCACGAGCUUCAUCACAGAGGGCAACGCGGUCACGUGAUCACGAGGAGUCCCGGCCGGACAGGAGAAAUGUCCGUUCAUCUGCUCAUCGGCGAUUCAGCUCUAACUCUUCAAACAUUCACCCGAUCACAGUACAGAUGUUAUUUAGUCAGAUAUAAAUGUGACACAGUGGACUGCAGCGAGCAGCGUCGGUGAAAGCGGCUGCGUCAGCAGAGAACACACGCGUCGCGUCGCGUCUUGCCGCAGCAUCCUUGAGGUCGCGGACAGAGCCGAGUUUUGAUGGACCGCAUGAAGAUCAUUAAAAAGCGCCUGUCCAUGAGCCUGCACAGUGUACGGCGUUUGGACGAGAGUCUGUCUGAGCUUCCUGAAGAUACGGGACUGGAUGAGCCUCCCUUGUCACGAGACAUUGGUGUAGUCCAUGGGAAGAUGUGGUCAGAUGGAGAAAGUGAUCAAGCUUCAGGAACCUCUUCUGAUGAAGUUCAGAGUCCUGUAAGAGUGCGUAUGCGCAACCUUCAGCAGCGCAUCUCUAAUGAGGACAUCAAUAAACGUCUCUCACUGCCAGCGGAUAUUCGUUUGCCAGAAGGUUACCUAAAGAAAUUUGCCUCAAACAGCCCCCCGUUUGACAAACCUCUAAGUCGAAGGUUUCGCAGAACGUCACUUUCAGAAAUCGGCUUUGGCAAAUUAGAGUCGUAUGUCAAACUGGACAAACUGGGAGAGGGCACAUAUGCCACAGUGUUCAAGGGUCGUAGUAAAUUAACAGAUAACCUAGUGGCUCUGAAAGAAAUCCGGCUGGAGUAUGAGGAAGGCGCACCCUGCACCGCCAUACGAGAAGUGUCUCUCCUGAAGAACUUGAAACAUGCCAACAUCGUCACGCUCCACGACAUCAUUCACACAGAGAAGUGCCUUACACUAGUCUUUGAGUACUUGGAAAAGGAUCUCAAACAGUAUUUGGAGGACUGUGGGAGCAUAAUGAGUAUUUAUAAUGUAAAGAUUUUCCUGUUUCAGCUAUUGCGAGGUCUAGCUUAUUGCCAUCGGCACAAAGUUUUGCACAGAGACCUAAAACCUCAGAACCUUCUGAUCAGCGACAGGGGAGAGCUCAAACUUGCUGACUUUGGUCUUGCACGUGCAAAGUCAGUGCCCUCGAAGACCUUCUCUAAUGAAGUCGUCACUCUCUGGUACAGACCUCCAGAUGUGCUGCUGGGAUCAACAGAGUACUUCACCUCCAUCGACAUCUGGGGUGUAGGUUGUAUAUUCUAUGAAAUGAUCACCGGACGCCCCCUCUUCCCUGGGUCGACAGUGGAGGAUGAACUUCGUCUUAUAUUUCGCAUCUUGGGUUCUCCUACUGAGGACUCUUGGCCAGGGGUCAAUACCAAUGACAACUUCCUGUCAUACAACUUCCCUCACUAUGACGGAGAACCUCUGAUCACUCAUGCACCCAGGAUCACCAAUGACGGUCAUGAUCUGCUAUGCCAGUUUUUACAGUUUGAAGCAAGUCAGCGUAUUUCUGCAGAAGCGGCUCUUCGGCACAUUUAUUUCAGAGAACUGGGAGACAAAGUGCAGGACCUGGAUGACACUACCUCCAUCUUCUCCGUGAAGGAGAUUCGACUGCAGAAGGACCCAGGAAAACACUUUCCAGCUCAAAGAGAGUUGGCAGUGGUCCAUCGAAUGGGCUCUGCCCCACCUGAACAUUUUCUCUCUGAAGGAGUAAAUCGUCUUCUUCAUCCUGCCCCGCUCUCUUCAUAGACCUGCUCGUACAGUCUUUGCUUUCCUGUGCACUUGCUGUGUAACAUACUGUUUGUCUUUCUUUGUUUACAAAGUUCUCUUUUAUCGUCUUUUUUAUUGUUUUUAUUUGCACAUAUUUGUCUCUGUAUGUAAAUAUCAGUAUGAAAUACAAUGAAGUAAGAAAUAAAAUCAUUAUGAUAGGCAUCAAGUACCAAAGAUGUGUAAUGCCGAAAAACUUGUUUGUUCAUGGGAAUCUAUGGCAGCCCAAAUAACCACAGGCUAAAGGGUUGUGAAAUGGUAUAGCCGUGGCAUGGUCUCCAAAUGACAACAAAUUUAGGAUUUGCCCCUCAACGUCUCCAGUGCCACUGCAUUUUCUGCUGAUAUCAGUUUUGCCUGGUUUCCCAUUUUACGAUUGGGCAAAGCCAAAUUUAGUGCACCUUCACUAUUAGCCAUAUUACAACGUUCACCAUCUUGGAUUUUAGCUGAAGUUUAGCCAAAUUGUAGCUGCUUUUUCUUCUCCAAAAAAGGUGUACAAUCUUGACCAAUUUUGACUCCCACAUCAUGUGUUCAGACUAUGUUUGAGAUAAAACACCACUGUAUAUGAAAUGUAUUAUAAAAAAUAAACUUGCCUUGCCAGUACAAAACUAACCAAAUGGAUCUUUAAAAUUCAACAAUUCAGCAAUCGCUUGGCAGUAUUUGAUGGUGAAGAUGCCAAAACAGGCAGAGAAGCUUCAUCUUUUCAAUACUGCUGAGUACUGAAUAUUGAGUCCUUCUCGAUUUGGAAAGCUGCGCCCUAGUAAGGCUGCAUAUCUGGGCUGCACGUCAUCAAGCACCAUCGAAGGCCGUCUCAAUUUGGAGGGCCCUUGGAAGGCAGCCUAUGUUUUGCGUCCCUCAUUCGGCAUAUUUUGAAGAAUGCAUAGUAUACUCUACAAGAAUUGGCAGAAAGCCAGUCAGCACUGAGCUUGUUCAAUUUCAUUAUAUAAUGCAAAACAAAACAAACCAUUACUAAACCAUCUCAUUCUAGCAUUCACUGCUGAGAAGGAGUCUAGCCUACAGUAGAAGCCUCAGGAGGACACAGCCUUCUGUUUGAGGCGCAGCCCAGAUUUAGGUCUUCACACUAUGACGGGCAGAGUUUGCUGUCUUCCUACAGGGAGCUGUCCAGCAAUACCAAUAUUUUCAGAUGCUUCCAUAAGCUCUGUGGAUCUAAACUUUUUCAAAAUAAGCCAAUAAUUGUUUGCCAUCAUUACCUUUUUUAUUAUUCACUUUAUCGCUCUCUUCAGCUCAGGGGAAGUCUCGUCAACAAAGUGUUUUGUUUUAACUCAUAUUGGGGUGUAUGUGAUGAUGUCACAGCGAUGCAGACAACAGGCACGUGAAAAGAGCAUGCAAUCAACGUUCAACAGAAAAACUCAAAUAAAAGAUUCACCAUAUGGGCAUAUUUGGAGCAUGGUGUUCAUUUAUACAUGUAAAUAUGCUUGACUUCACUAAUACACAAUCACGGGUAUACCAUAAGGUGUCGACUUAAGGCUGUGGAAAACAAAUCCGAGAGUUGUAGUAGUGGUUAAAGCUCUGGUAACCCAAAGCUGUCUGGUUUAGUGUCAGCAAGGAGUGAUCCAUGAGCCAUAAUCACUGUUUACAUGCACUUAUCUGAAUGAAUCUGACUGCAGCUUUCAACAGUAAUGUUUUAUAUUUGAAUAUAUGUAUAUAGGUCUUUACACUUCUGGUUAGAUGCUUCUGUAUUUCAUUGGCUCUACUGUACUCUGCACAAUGACAAUAAAGUUGAAUCUAAUUUAAUGUAAUUACACAAACCUGUUGUGCCUUAAUCUCAGGAGGAAUCCAUUUGAAGCAGGAAGUAAAGAUGGCUCUUCUGUGUCUGUGAUAAAUCAGGGUGUAAACAAUUUCACACACAUUGGUUCAGAAAAGCACAAAUUAUCAACCAACGUUUGUUAGCUAAAUGAACUAGUAAUAUUUUACAAUAAGAUUCAAGGUUUGCUAAAAUUAAAGUAUUUAGCAUCGA